GGUGAUCCUUACUUGAAUUGUUUUCUAUCUGCUAUCAUUGAAGUCCCUGCAUACAUCAUAGCAUGGGUGCUGCUUCGAAGCUUUUCUCGCAGAUACUCUACAUCAAGCACACUGUUCCUUGGGGGUGCUGUUCUUCUGUUAAUCCAACUUGUGCCUCAAGAGUUGAACAUCUUGUCCAUAGUACUGGUCAUGCUUGGGAAAUUUGGUAUUACAUCAGCCUUCUCCAUGGUAUACGUGUACACUGCUGAGCUCUACCCUACAGUAGUAAGGAACAUGGGAGUUGGGGCCAGUUCUAUGGCAUCCAGAUUGGGCAGCAUUCUAUCCCCUUAUUUUGUAUACCUUGGUGCCUAUGACAGACAUCUUCCUUUUGUAUUGAUGGGCAGUCUAACAGUUCUUGUGGGGAUUUUUUCCCUCUUCCUCCCAGAGACAAAUGGCAUGCCUUUGCCAGAUACUAUUGAGGAGAUGCUCAGAGUGAAAGGGUUUAAGUACAAAAGAGGAAUUCCUAUUUCAAAGCAGCAUAAUGGGAAUAUGAAAGUCCUUUCGAACACUGCAUUAUAA
Staurois parvus is the source of this 558-nucleotide messenger RNA. NCBI's taxonomy places the organism in Eukaryota, Metazoa, Chordata, Amphibia, Anura, Ranidae. The record is from the annotation of a GenBank genome assembly.